AUGAAUCCGAUCACAUCGGAGGAGCUGCGGACGGGAGAGAGCGAUCUACGGGAGAUGGUGGCGCGGGUCUUGUCGGGACAACUUGAGAAAGAAAAGACGGCUUGGCGUAUGGAGGUCGCUGGGGAGUACAGUGCUACCGACACCGCCCCGCUCCCCGCAAGCCGAUCGGAGCGACAAAAAUUACGCGAAGCAGCCUUCCGGUCCGCCAUACCCAAUGGAUCGUUGUUUAACGCAUAUGAUACCACUGGCGGUGCCGCUCGGCUCAGUGUGGGCCGAAUUCUCGGUUCAGGAGCAAAUGGUAUCGUAUGCCGUGUACAGGACACCAGCGUAUCAAGUAGAGCCGUAGACUACGCAGGGAAGUUCUUCGUUAGGCACCUAGCCCCUGGGUCAUCACAGAGUAUCCAAGAUGCCUUGUCUGAGCUUACACAAUCCGUGGAGAAGGAAACGGCUGCAAACGCGUUGCUUUUGGAGCGAGCAGCUCUAGGCGACCUACUGGAGCAUGGAAUCGCCGUUAGUCACGGACUGUGCACGCUCAUCUCGACGCAUCCGCAAGACACCAAGCUCCCAUCUCCGUGGCUUAGCUCCCCAGACGAGGUUUCGUCGAAAGGUCGGCUAGUAAUUGGAGAGAAGGUACUACUGAUGCCACUCCUCGGUCCGGCUUUGACGAAAUUCUGGUCGAAGGCCAUGUCUGACGAAGCACUGAAGUACCUGGUCUACACGCUGGUCAAAACUGUAAGCUACCUCCAUGGUCUUGGUUUGGCCCACAGAGACGUGAAGCUGUCGAAUUUCGUCGUGGAUAGUCGUGGAAAGCUGUUUCUUAUCGACUACGGGUUUGUGACAAAGAUGGGAGACACUGCAUUUUGCGGUAAGGGCGCCCCUCCCUCGUACAUGGACCCCCACAGGGCGCAAUGUAUUCUGAAUGGAGAGGACGAGAUAGUCGUUUCAGAGCAUUGGGACAGUUGGUCUCUGGGAGUCACGAUCGUCAAGCUACUAUGCGAUGGCGAAAAACCGUUCCGCUUCGAAUUUCCCGACAGGAAACUACAAGACUUAGUGAAAAACAAAACGUACCUACGCGAAUUCCUCCAAAAAUUUCUUAAAGCUCUUGAAAGGGACAAAUUUGUGGGAGAUUCGUGUCCGUUCUUGACUCAGGAACGCAAGAAGCUUCUGAGUAUCGCCAUGUUACUUCUCGAUCCGCAGGAGGGGACCCGGUGGACAGUGCGCCAGCUAGAGCAAGGACACCCAUUUUUUCUCACCUGA
Besnoitia besnoiti is the source of this 1257-nucleotide messenger RNA. Its product is annotated as rhoptry kinase family protein ROP37 (incomplete catalytic triad). Bases 1 to 1257 code for a protein of 418 amino acids. Gene Ontology annotation, molecular function: ATP binding; protein serine/threonine kinase activity. Gene Ontology annotation, biological process: mitotic DNA damage checkpoint signaling; protein phosphorylation. Gene Ontology annotation, cellular component: nucleus. The record is from RefSeq and is a predicted model, not a curated record. Lineage: Eukaryota; Apicomplexa; Conoidasida; Eucoccidiorida; Sarcocystidae. The transcript has a single exon.